UGUAUACUCCGCUCUCCUGACUUCUCGGCUCAUUCUCUAGAAGAUGGCGGACUGCGCUUCAUUGCUAGAUGAGGAACUCUCUUCCUUUGUCUUCAAUUACCUGACAGAAAACUCCGGGAGCCAGUAUGGGGAGGAGGAGGUCAGUUCUGACCGCCUGGAUGCAGACUUCCCUGACAUCGACCUCUCUCAGCUGGACGCCAGCGAUUUCGAUUCCGUCAACUGUCUCAGCGAGCUCCACUGGUGCAAUGACCAAUCAGACGCCUCCCCUGCCUCCAUCCAGUACAGCACAGGAGACCCUGAGUUCUUUGAGAUAGAAGAGGAGGAAAAUGCAGCGCUGCUGGCUGCGCUCACAGACAGCCUGGACGGCAUGGUGGAGGACGAGGUGGGGGGGCUGUCUGUGUUCCCCUCGCUGGGGGAUGGGCCUGAUGAGUAUGAGGAUGAGGAGGAGGAUGAUGAUGAGGAGGAGGAGGAGGACCACCUCCCCCUGGGAAGUGAGCCCUUCCCAGUGUCCCUCAGUCCAGAGACAGAAGACCCGUCUCUACUAAAAAAGCUCCUGCUUUCCCCCCCGAACGUGCCUGCGGGCAUUGAAACGCACAAAGAAGCUGGCACGCAUCGCCAUAGCAACAGGAGCCAGUACCUUAAGCCACUGAGACCUUUGGUUAAGUGUGACCGCACACAGGAGCGCAAGCCCCGCGCGUUCAGACCGGCAGGACGCCUGUGCACAGAGCUACACCGUCACCUGACCACCGCGGCGGAGGCCGAGGACACGCCCUCAAAUGACACCGAGGACGAGAGCGACUCCUCGGAGGAGGAGGAAGAGGACGACGAAGAGGAAGAAGGGGAUGAAUCGGGCAGCGAGGACGAGAGCUCAGAGCCGGCGGAGGUGACGGUGCCCGGCGAGCCUCAGUUCUCCUCAGAGAAGGAGCUGCGCUCGGUGGUGGAGCUCAUCACAUACAUGCACACUUACUGCCUGCCGAUCCGCAAGCAGACCGCCUCUGAGCGCAGGGAUCGCGAGUGCCAGGGCCUCGCCCGGCGGGCCCCGCCCGCCCGGCCCGCCCCUGUCUGCCACAGACCCGCUCCUCAGACCAAUGCCGCCCCUCCCCGCCCCCGGCCAGCCUUUGUGCGCAGACGCGAGGUCAAAGGUCGCUCUCUCCUCCGGGAGUUGCUGGAAACGGUCGACUCAUUUGAUGUCAGCAAGCCUUACAGGCUCCACAGCCCCCCCUAUUCCCACUGCCGGGGAGCGGGCGGGGCCAAGGCGGGGCAGGACAGGAAGGGGGUGGAGCCAGUGCCCCACCCAGGCAAACCAGAGCUCAAAGACGUGCGUCUCAUGAGCCCUCGGGACGAUGAAUCCCCGGGCCCCCCCGACGGACCCAAAACGGCCAAAGAGGCGGAGGCGGGGGACACAACCUUUUCGGUACGCCGGUCUCGUAGGCUGGCGUCCUUCCCCAGCCGAUUCGCCAAGAAGGGGAGGGCAAGGGCAGACUCUGUCUCCUGGCGACAUGGUGCGGAGGUGGAGACCGCCAGGCACUACCCUGCAGAGGAGGCAGGCCACAGCAGAACGUCCUGCAAGACUGACGACCAGAAGACUGCAGCGACCGAGACGGUUUUCACCCUGAACGAGAAACGUGCCUGCCUCUGUCUGCCGCUGGCUCCCAAAUCAACAGGAGACACACAGUUUGCCAACAAGGCCUUUGAGCAGACGCUCAGCGUGGAGCUGUGUGGCACAGCAGGGCUGACUCCUCCCACAACCCCCCCACACAAGCCCGCCGAGGACGAGCUCUUCAAGCCAGAGGGAAAGGGGGAGCCUCCCCCCAAGGGUUUCUGGUCGUCUCGCGCACCCUCCCGGAAACUUCCGGAGCAGACGGAACUAUACGCCCAGCUGCGCAGGAUGGGCCAGGCAAGCGAGAGGGGGAUGGCGGCUCACCGGGCAUUCGGGGACCACGACUACUGCCUGCAGGGCCUGGGGGAGAGCCGCAAGCGGCCCAGACCCUCCUGUGGGGAAGAGGAGGUGACACAGGAGGAGGAGGAGGAGGGUGACUGGGCGGCCGGCCGGCUGAGUGAGGAGAAGCUCUUCUCCAAACUCCCGGAUUAUCUGUGCGGGCAGCGGAGGGCCAUGGAGCCGCAGAGGACGGCCUCCCCCCGGUCGGCGUCGCCCCAAGCCUUAUCACCCCGCAACGCGGAGGAGAGCGCAGAGUGCUCCUCGCGGCCCUCCUCCCCCUGCGCCUCCUGCUGUCUGCCCCGUUCCUCCAACAGCAAGCUGAAUUUUAGCUGUGAGAACUUGGGGACCUGCUUUGGAGACAAGCUAAGGAGUAAAGCUAACGAGGACUGCCGAGUGUUCUACAUCCACAACCUGCCGGGCGGCAUCACGCAGGCGAUGCUGCGCAGGCGCUUCGAGGCCUUCGGUGAGCCCGACGACUGCAAAAUCAUCACUAAAAACAACGAGCGCUGUGGCGUCAUCACCUUCCUGGGGCCCCCUAGUGGCCAGGGGCAGCGACGCAGACGGGACCUGCCCCUUCAGAAUGCCCGAAACAGCCCACGGAGGUUCUGCAGAAAACGCUACAUAGACCUGGAUGAGGCGGGUCCGGGCCCCGUAAAGAGCAAGUACGAUGCCCUGGAUUUUGACACCCUCCUGAAGGAGGCCCAGAGGAGCCUGCAUCGCUGAUGCGCCUCAUGGCCCCAGCCUCUGUACCUCAACCAAGGCACCUCUCUUACUGUUUACAUUUUUAACAUUGGAAUAAGAAACAGACCUUGUCUCUUUCAACUGAGGAUUUGAGGAGGGGGAGGGUUCCAGAACAACGAUGACAAAAAAAAAAGACAACACACAAAAAAGAAAUCAAGAAACAAAAAGAAAAAAUGCACUCUGAACACAGAAGCUGCUUCCCUGUGUGUGUUUGACAUCAUUGCCCUGCUAAGGGAGGGUGGGGCUACGUAGCAAACCUUGCUCCUCCCGCUGGCUGUUGUGAUGUGUGUGUGUGUGUUUGUGUGAGUGAGUGUGUGUGCGUGUCUUUUUGUACCCCUUGGUAACUACUGGUGGAGCUGCAAGCCACGUUCGCCAUUUAGUCGUAUAGUACGUGACAAAAAUUUAAAAAACAAAAACGGCUUUAUCAUAGCAAAUUGUGGAUGUAAAUCUGUGUGUGCUGAAAAUGAGAAAAGAUAAAAACGAACAAAAAAAAAUUAAUGACAACUUAGUUUACAAGUUUAAAAGGAAUAAAAUCUUGUAAUUUUAGUGCUUCCUUGAUUUCAUCUAUGCACUUGUAACGAGGUAACGGUCUUUAUUGGUUCCACCUGUGAAGGGUGUACAAUCGGCUCUGCUGCUGGCUGCUGGCUGCUGGGGCAGGUGAUACCCAGGACCAAAGUCCUCCCAUGUAGUCUCAAUGAGCAAUUCUGGAUUCUGGGAGCACUACAAUUCAAUCUGGAUUAAACCUGUACACACUGCAUUUUAAAGCAGUGUGUUAUUAUUAUUGUUGUUGUUGUUAUUAUUAUUCACAACUAUUUAUAACAAUAACAACAACAAUAAUAAUAAUGCAAAGAAGAGUAAUAGAAACAUAUUUAAACAGGAUAAUUCAGGAUCUCAGGCUCGUCACUACAGUAACAUGGCAUUCUUCCCAUCUGGUUAUUUAAAAAAAAAAAAAACCUGCAUACCUUGGUUGAUUGGAAUGUUACAUUAUUCUGAAUGUAGAGUCCCUGCAUUUGGUUAUCUCCCAGAAUUCAUUGCCCUGCUGAAGAUCCAUUUCCUCGAACACAUCCAGCAGCACAGCCCAGGGGUGGAGCCUCCACAGCCCUUUUACAGUGGUACUACUUUCUCUUCUGAUUCGGCUGACUUAAGAGGACACACCGCAUCCCAGAGAUGACUGCGGGUGGUGGUAAACUUGGAAUGCUAGACUGUUUCCAGAGCUUUUGAGUCUAGAAUGCCCUCUAUUAGGAACCGGAGCGGUAUCUCUACCUCGUUUACAGCCUCUCUCUCUCGAUCUCUUUCUCAUUUCUAAGCUCUCUUCUUGAUGGGUGAAAGUCAACUUUUUUUUGUCUACUCAGAAGCACUUUCCUCGUGGCUAAAAUCUUAACUGUGUCCGUUGUCUGUUUUUUGACUCUCGACCUUAUAACCAGGUGUAUCCAAGUGUUGUCUGUGUCUUGUGGUGUGUCGGGGUGCUGCUGUUGCUAGGGAACCAGGGGAACUUGAGUCCUGUAUCGUGGUGGGAGAGAAAGCAUUUUCCCUCCCCCUCCCCUUUCUAUAUUUGUUGUUUUGUUUGUUUUUCUCUUCAUGGACCCGUCCCUGUGAACCCCCCCCCCCCCCCCCAAUUGCUCCUCAGUUCUGCACAGUCCAGCCCUGCUUGUGGGGCCAUUUUAAACAGCCAGCGUAUCGGACUGACUCACCCUGUCUUCUCCCCUUUCCAGUUUCCUCUACAGAAAUACAUACACAAAAUUGAAUGUUUACAUCAAUGGAUUCUCCUUCUACUUUACUAGAACGCACACUAAGUACAAAGACGCCUUAUUCAGUGUUAGGAGUACCCUAUCAGGAUGUGCCUUCCUGGCUUCCCCUAGUAGGAUACUAAACUAAACUAGACUAAAAGCAAAACACAAAUAUUUAGUGUUAUACAUACUGUAAAUGAACGGAUGAGUGGUAUCAUCUAAAUCAAUAUGGAUCACAUACGGGGCUGAAUGAGUACUUGUGCUUAGUAUGUAUACUACUAAAUAGUGAGAGAAUGUGCUGGUUUACAUGACUUAAUCUUGUUGUAAUGGCUUAUAUAUGUAGUAUGUAUAUAGAACUAUGCCAAGAGUAAACAUGAAGUGUAUCAUGCUCUACAUCGAUUUGUAGAUUUAAGCUUGUUAAGGUGAUGGAUCAGGGUUGUAUUAAUCAAAGAGAACAGAAAGGAAUCAUUUUUGGAAUUACAAGGGGAAAAUGUUCUAUACAGAGAAUAACUGAAGGGAAUAAUUUGAAUAGGCUUCACAAGUCGAACACUGGUGUUAAAUAAAAAAUUAACCCUUUACAAAUGUUAGAUUAUUUCUUUUUAUGAGUUUAUAUUUUUAGAAAGAGAUUUCUUUUCUUUUUUUUAAGCAAUCAAAAUGCAAUACACUAUGUAUCUAAAGAAGGCCUUUCAUGCGGGCGGAAGGUUUUAUUUGAGAAGAUUAAAAACAGAUCUUGUACUGUAAGUUAUAGACUGCUGUAGAUACAGAAGAACAUUUAAAUAAAAUGGGGUCAUGCCAUAUAGUUCACACCUCAAAACAAAGUUAAAAAAAAACUAAAAACUAAAAAUAUUUAACACCUCUUCUAAAGAGUGGAAAAUACUUUUUUUUUAAUGAUUUCAGUCACAGUAAAUUAUUGCCACUUGUGAUGGUGUAGAAGUUUAAGUUGAUUCCUUUUGGCUUCAUUUUUAAUGGAUGCUGGUAUCUUGUGUGGUCUCUUGAGGGCUUAAACACCUUUCUAUCGAGCUGAAGAAAACGGUCCUUGUGCUUUUUGCCUGAAGGUCUGGCUAGAGUGGUUAUGAAGUUCCAUCAGGAAACUUGAGAAUAAAAAGGACAGAUGGAGAAUCUCUCAAAGAAAGCCUUAAUAAUAAUAGGGAAAAAGAAAGCUAUCACUAGCUUUUAUUGGUACAGUUUAAUCUUUAAAACCGUAUGUUUUAUUAAUUACUGAAAUAAUUAUACUUUUUCAAUACAGCCAUAUUAUAAACAGUAUAUACAUAUAUAUAUAAAUAUAUAUAUUUGUGUGUGUGUAGAUAGAUAUAGAUGAAUAUAUAAUUUCUUAUAGAAAACUUUGAUGUUGACCAUUUUCUUCAGUGUUUUAGAGAACUUAAACACAUUUAAAUAAUUACCAUCGAUCUGCAGAGCGUAGGUCAAUAAAGAAUCCAAAUCUAAACACUUCCAAAGGGAACCCUCCUCAAAUGCAAAUUGUCUCUCCACUUUUCACUUCACAAAUUGCAACAAACAAACUUGAGACAAGCUGACCAAAAACACCCUUUGAUCUUGGCACUGAAUACAAGUGCCACAUCAAUCUAUUUGUGAGCAUUGCAAUCAAACUGAUUGACCCUCAUUUUAUUUUUGUAAUUAUUACAACGGAAUAUUCAUAAUCACCUGAAAUAAAAUAUUAUUUUUAAGUAUUUCCCCUGUGGACAUGUGGAAGGUCUUGCAAUAUUGGAAUGGCAAUUUUAUCCCAUUCCCUGCUAAUCAGAGCUUUCCGAAUGUGAAUUGCGUAAAUGUCUGUGCUACCCUGAAGCAUGUAACAAACACUUUCUCACACAAUGGGGUACAUUUCCCGUUAUCAUGUCUACCGCACCCUUGUCUUUGCAUUAUCUUUGAAACCCCCUAUCUGCUAGAGACUGCCAUGGUCUUGGAUACAGCUACUUAAAGACCUACAAAAAAGUCUUUAAAGUCUUUAGUUUAAACAAAAUCAACGAAGGGCGUAUAUUGUUUUUCCACUUUUAUCUUCUUUUUUGUCGAUUUACAUCUAAUGACUAUCAAAUUCACAACCUGAUUUUCCUUUUUUAACUUUUUUUGGUAUACUGUAUUUAGUUAGUAAAAUUUUAUAUUUUUACAUAAGUUGGUUUUAUUUGGUUUUAUUUUUUUAUUUAUAUGCCACUUAGCUUGGAUGUCUUUUAAUGGUGUUCCUUCUCUGUAUCGUGUGAUUUCAUAUGUCUUGAGAUUGUGGAGACAAAAUGCAUUUCAGUAUUUUUGAAUUGUUAAAAUCUAGUUUCAUAGAUAAUUUUACCAAAAUAGCUGAAAUUAUCUGAUGUUAUAAAUUAUAUUUUAAUUCGUGUAAAUACUUUAAAAAAGAGAACUAUGGCUUCCUUUUAAACUGAAUACAUUUCUCUCAAGAGAUUGUUUACAUUAUUAAACUGUAGAAAUGUUCCUCAUAUACUGUAAAAAGUACAUAUAUUCAUUGAUUUGCCUCCAAAAAAAUAAAAAUCCUAAUGAACAA
Conger conger (European conger) is the source of this 6910-nucleotide messenger RNA. RefSeq names its product peroxisome proliferator-activated receptor gamma, coactivator 1 beta (gene ppargc1b). Gene Ontology annotation, cellular component: nucleus. Gene Ontology annotation, biological process: positive regulation of transcription by RNA polymerase II. The transcript has 12 exons. The record is from RefSeq and is a predicted model, not a curated record. Gene Ontology annotation, molecular function: transcription factor binding; nucleic acid binding. The coding region runs from base 44 to 2662 and encodes 872 amino acids. Lineage: Eukaryota; Metazoa; Chordata; Actinopteri; Anguilliformes; Congridae.